This is a messenger RNA of Aspergillus terreus NIH2624, 888 nucleotides long. RefSeq lists its product as uncharacterized. Bases 1 to 888 code for a protein of 295 amino acids. Gene Ontology annotation, molecular function: protein binding. NCBI's taxonomy places the organism in Eukaryota, Fungi, Ascomycota, Eurotiomycetes, Eurotiales, Aspergillaceae. The record is from RefSeq and is a predicted model, not a curated record. The transcript is spliced from 2 exons.
AUGCCACCAACACUCCUCAGCCUCCCGAGCAAGCUUCUCCAAGCUAUCGCGGACCAAGUCUCCUUCGAGCACGACCUCAAUGCUCUCACUCAAAGCCACCCUCGACUUGAUGAAAUCCUAACUCCCUACAUUAGAGCUCGCAAGGACCGCCAGGAGCGCAGUAAGCUCCUCAUCUUCGCCAUAAAAAGCUCCAAACCACCUCAGCUGUCUCAGCUGCUGCUCCGAGAUGGCGCCGACCCGACAGUGCGAGUGGAAAUGGAACAAGGCAAGACGGCGCUUCAUUUUGCCGCGGAGACAGGGCAGACCGUGGUUGCGCGCGUCUUACUAGCCCAUCAACGUAGCCUACUAGACAUCCGUGAUGGGAUAGGGCAGACACCUCUCAUGUGUGCCGCCAAGGGUGGUCACGAAGCCGUGGUGCGCACACUGCGUUCUACAAAGUAUGGGCCGGCAGAUGUAGCCUUGCGUGACUGCAAGAAGCGGAGUGCUCUCUGGUAUGCAGCCCAUGGUGGCAAUGUCACUAUUGUGCAGAUGUUGCUGGAUACAGGAAAGAUUGAUCCCAAGUGUGCGGAUUUUGAUGGGCUAACUCCAUUUGCAUGUGCUGCGCGUGAGGGUCAUUCGCUAUAUGGGCAUGCCGAGGUGGUUCAGCUAUUGCUGGCGACAGGCAAGGUGCAGCUUAAUGCCAGGGAUAGAAGCGGAAUGACACCUUUAAUGUGGGCGGCGAAAUGCCGGCGGAUUCCUGUUGUCAAGCUCUUGCUAUCAACAGGGCAGGUGCAGGUCGAUUUCGAUCUGAGAGAGUUGAGGAAGGGGGCCUCACUUUUUGGAUUAAGAGAAGAAUCGGAUCUGCCUCUUCUUGAGCUUCUCAAUGCGUACAAGAGAGACAAUUCAUAG